AUGUUAUUUGGACACAUCUAUUGGUGGACUGCGAGUUAUUUGCCCUCAAAUAAUGUCUACGGAUUGGGUGAGAAUACUCAUCCGUCUCUCAGACAUAAUCUUAAUUACAAGACUUGGCCCAUAUUUACAAAAGACAACCCACCGGAUAGUGGUGACCAAAAGAACAACUACGGUCAGCACCCAUUCUAUACAGUACUUGAAUCUAAUGGCAAUUCACACGGAAUUCUGUUACUUAACAGCAAUGCUAUGGAAUACACACUUAUGCCGGCACCGGCAGUAUCUGUUAAGACAAUCGGAGGAAUUCUGGACUUCUUUGUGUUUGUCGGCGAUAAUCCCGAACAUGACGUACAAUAUAUUGAUAGCGAUUAUAAAUUCUGGUCAAGAGAUUUCACGAUAGAUCCCAAUAACUUCAAAGAUUUACCACAACUUAUAAACGAUACUCAAACUAAAUACAAUCUGAAGUGGACUCCAAUCAUAGACCCGGGUGUUCAGGGAAAUGAAGCCAACUACUCUAUAUUUAGUGACGGCAACAACAAAAAUGUGUUCAUAAAAUGGCCAAAAAGUGUUCCCAUCCAAGACAGACACAAUCCGGACGGCAUAGACACCACUCACGAUAAUAUGUACGGUCGCGUGUGGCCACCCGGACCGGUAGCCUUUCCGGACUACUUCAAGAAUGUCACUCAAGACUGGUAUAAAGACUGCUAUAAACACUUGUAUGAUAUCGGAUGGAAAUUUAACGGCCUUUGGAUUAACCUAGACAUGAAUGAGCCAGUCAGUGUAGAGUUCGGUUCGGGGUUUAAUAUUACAUGCCCACACAAUCAAUACGAUAACAUUCCCAUUGAAAUAAAGGCUUAUUGGGUGCAUAACAUGGAUAGAUUGAGCAGGGGCUCACUUUGUAUGAUUGGGGUUCAGGGUAAUUCGGGUGAAUACAAGCACUAUGACGUCCACUCCCUUUAUGGGCUAACUAUGGCUAUCACUACCAGAAAAGCACUAAAUGAGAUAACAAACAAAAGGGGGUUUGUAUUAUCCCGGUCCACUUUUGUCUCAUCGGGACAAUACACGGGUCACUGGUUGGGAGAUAAUCACAGCAAAUGGUCUCAUAUUAAGGAUUCCUGUAAAAACAAACAGUUGAGUCAAACCCAGUGUCAAGAGAGAGGAUGUAUUUACGAUCCCGUGAAGGAUAAGCCAGAGAUUCCUUACUGUUAUUUCAAUGCAGCAAAACUCGGCUAUAGAAUAGACUCAACAAAAGACACUGACUUUGGUUUGGAAGCGACUCUCAAAUUGAAAGACUCGGCAAAAGAUACAAAACUUGUCACACAAUUGGAUGCUCUGAAGACGGAGGUCACGUAUUUAACAGAAAACAUACUCCGGGUUAAGAUAUUUGACGCCAACAACAAGAGAUAUGAAACUUUGGGUUUGACAUCGAAAGGAAAAUUUGGACACAUCUAUUGGUGGACUGCGAGUUAUUUGCCCUCAAAUAAUGUCUACGGAUUGGGUGAGAAUACUCACCCGUCUCUCAGACAUAAUCUUAAUUACAAGACUUGGCCCCUAUUUACAAAGGACAACGCUCCCAAUAGUCAAGACGAGAAGAACAACUACGGUCAGCACCCCUUCUAUACAGUACUCGAAAGUAAUGGCAAUUCACACGGAAUUCUGUUACUUAACAGCAAUGCUAUGGAGUAUACACUUAUGCCGGCGCCGGCAGUAUCUGUUAAGACAAUCGGAGGAAUUCUGGACUUCUUUGUGUUUGUCGGCGAUAAUCCCGAACAUGUCAUACAGUUAUACACAUCACUAAUCGGUCGCACAUUUAUGCCAUCGUUUUGGGCGUUUGGCUUUCAAAUAUCCAAAUGGGGUUAUCAUAACACAUCUCAAGUGAAAGCCUGUGUCGAGCGACAAAUCAAACACGAGGUCCCAUAUGAUGUCCAAUACGUUGAUAGCGAUUACAAAGAGGCUCAGGGACGGGAUUUUACAAUUGAUCCUGUUCAUUACAAAGAUUUACCACAACUUAUUAGCGACACUCAAACCAAAUACAAUCUGCAUUGGACUCCAAUCAUAGACCCGGCUAUUCAGGGAAAUCAAGCAAAUUAUACGAUCUUUAGUGAAGGCAAUGACAAAAAUGUGUUCAUAAAAUGGCCAAAAAGUAUUCCCAUCCAAGACAGACACAAUCCGGAUAAAAUUGAUAUCACUCACGAUGAUAUGUACGGUCGUGUGUGGCCACCCGGACCGGUAGCCUGGCCUGACUUCCUUAAGAACGUUACCCAUAACUGGUGGAUAGACAACCUCAACCAUUUGCACUCUAUUGGAUGGAAAUUCAAUUCACUUUGGAUUGAUAUGAAUGAGCCAAUCACUUUCGAUAGUGGGGAGGGAUAUAAUAUCCAGUGUCCACACAAUCAAUACGAUAACAUUCCCAUCGAAAUAAAGGCUCUUUGGGUGCAUGGCUUUGAUCGGUUGAGCAGAUCAACCCUUUGUAUGGUUGGAGUUCAGGGAGAAUCG
This is a messenger RNA of Oppiella nova, 2493 nucleotides long. The record is from the annotation of a GenBank genome assembly. NCBI's taxonomy places the organism in Eukaryota, Metazoa, Arthropoda, Arachnida, Sarcoptiformes, Oppiidae.